Messenger RNA from Penicillium manginii, 915 nucleotides. Its product is annotated as protoglobin family protein. The transcript has 3 exons. Gene Ontology annotation, molecular function: oxygen binding; heme binding. NCBI's taxonomy places the organism in Eukaryota, Fungi, Ascomycota, Eurotiomycetes, Eurotiales, Aspergillaceae. Bases 1 to 915 code for a protein of 304 amino acids. The record is from RefSeq and is a predicted model, not a curated record.
AUGCCACACGAUUACGGACUUGGCGGGAUUGGCCCCCAGCCAAAGCAUAUCGACCGGAAAGCUAUCCACACCAGUCUAGAGGAGAGAAUUAAAUAUCUUCAUGACUUUCUCGAGUUUGGUUCUGCCGAUAUUGAAGCUCUCGCCAGCGGUGCCAAGUACAUUAAGCAACUCAUCCCUGCCGUCGUAAACCUCGUCUACAAAAAGCUUCUUCAAUAUGACAUCACCUCGCGUGCCUUUCACACUCGAUCGACGGCAAAUGAGGACGAGUUGGAAGAAGACUAUCUACACGAAGAGGCCCCCAAGAUCCAACGACGCAAGAUGUUCCUUCGCUGGUACCUUAUUCGUCUAUGCCAAGACCCCACAAGCAUGGAGUUCUGGAGAUAUUUAAACAAAGUCGGAAUGAUGCACAGUGGCCAGGAGCGUAUGCACGCCCUCAACAUCGAAUACGUUCACAUCAGCGUGUGUAUGGGAUACAUCCAAGACAUUUUCCUCGAGGCUUUGAUGUCUCAUCCACACCUGUCCCUCCGCCGCAAGAUCGCCCUCGUACGUGCGGUGAACAAGAUCCUUUGGAUCCAAAACGAUCUCUUCGCCAAAUGGCGUGUCCGUGAUGGCGAAGAAUACGCCGACGAAAUGUCAGUCUACAGUUUCGGAUCUCGCGAAGGCUACCUCGGAGAUAAGAAGAUUCUUGGCUCCAGCUCAGGCAGCUCGGAGGACGAUGAUAGAUCGAGUAUUGCCAGCGGUGUCACAACGGCCCAAAGCAUAGCUCCUUCAACGGCCCCUUCAACACAUACUACACAGACCACUGAUAGCAGCCGAACUGCGCAAAGUGGUUCAACCAAAGCAUCGGCGUGUCCGUUUGCUGAAUUCUCCAAAGCGCAAUCUAUGGAAACUAAAAUUUGGGCUGGGAAUCAUUAG